AUGCACGACAAGCGUCCGCAGGAGGAACUAAUGAUUGAUUUUACCGCUCACGUAGAUGUGCCUGAAAGGAACACAUCGCAACCUCGCGAUGUAGGUGCUCAUGUUCAAGAGUUGGGCCGUGACGACACGAACGAGCACAUCGACCUCACUGAAGAUUCGGCAGUAGCAUCGUCCGGUCAAUUUCCACGUUGA
Messenger RNA from Phytophthora nicotianae INRA-310, 192 nucleotides. RefSeq lists its product as hypothetical. The record is from RefSeq and is a predicted model, not a curated record. The transcript has a single exon. Lineage: Eukaryota; Oomycota; Peronosporomycetes; Peronosporales; Peronosporaceae. The coding region runs from base 1 to 192 and encodes 63 amino acids.